AUGGCGCGUAAAAAACGGCCGUUGUCUCCCUCUACUGAGCCCGCUAAUGAGAAUGUCGGCCAGCCUGACCUGCACCAAGAGCUGGUUGGCCCCCGACCCCGCCGCAUCCCGAGUGUCCUCAUCACAGAUGAUGCGUCUGUCCUCACUUGCACUCCCACUCGUGAUCACUCAUUCAUUGCAUGCUCGUUUGCCUUGGAUGCUAGUUACCCUGACCCCUACCUUGAGGUCUCCUUUGAGUGUGCCUACCAUGACCCAAUUCCUCCUCCUGACCCUCUUGAUGAUCCGCAAGCGGAGUCUGGCCAUGUCGACAAGAAACAAGAUGCCCAAGGAUACCGGAACACGCACCACGGCUGUGCCAAGUUCACUUCGAGUGACAUUGCGAGUCUGAGAAUCGUCCAACUCGAGGCCCCGAAUAACGAAAACAAGGAGCUACAGAACCUGACAUUUGCGGACGCCAUGGCCCGAGGUGACCGAUCAAUUGCCCCACAGAAUCUUGUUGAUGGGAACCGCAUCCUUAAACUAGCCUUGGAUGAGGGGAAUCUCAAAAUUCUCCGCAUUGAACUCCAUGAAGACGUGACCAUCAAAACCAUCGGUCUCCACACUCCCAAAGUCCUAGGGGAGCAGAACGCCUCAUGGCUUGAACUCUGUCAGCACCACAAGUCUUCGCGUUCAUUCAAUCUGGCCGUGGAUUCCACAUACGAAGGCCUGGAGGCCAUGAGAUCCCAAAUUGUCAGCAGUUGGGAGGAAAUGAGACAGUCCCCGGGGCCAUUCCACGAAUUCUAUGGAAAUCAUCCUGACAAGCCUUUUGUCAAGAGUGGAUCGGCAGAUGACAAUGUACCUCGCACGUCCCGUCGCAACGACUUUGAUGCUCCUGGUCAAUUGGGCUUUAUGCACAAGCAUGAGUACAAUGCUUUGUGUGCUUACGGCUACAUCGAUGAGCACGCAUACAAUGAUUCGGCUACCCGAGAACUGACCGGUCGUCCUUUGGAGCUCAGGCUCAUGGAAGUUCCACAUACUGAGGGUCGGGAGUUCAUGGCGUUUGUCUCCGAGGCCAACGUCGCAUCUGCUCGUCUUCAGCCAGGAGAUCCACUCGAAUACGCCUUCGUCGACGGAGAUAGUGCUGACGCUGGCUCUCAACCCGACGGACAUGAUCGAAUGGAAGGUAUCCAUAGUUCAGAUCCGUAUGAGCGUCCCCUAGCCCAAGAAGAGCUAGACAGGGAGGAGGAAGUCGACUUCAUGGACAGUGUUCAUGAUGAUGAUCCCCGAGAGCGAAAUUUGGCUAUUCUCAAGUUCAUAGACGAAAAGAGGACCGCGAAGCAAUCCGAACCCCAGACGCCACCACAGACAACCGAACCCAUUUACUGGACUGGCAAAGUUGGUAACGACGCCGCUUGGAUUCCCACUGGUUGGAGGCUCUUGUACAUGGUUCGCCCCUACGAUAGAGACGCCAAAGCUUGGGAUUUCAAAGAAGAGAUCAACGCCUUGCCAUGGAGAACAAUGGCAGAUCCCGACUUCAAGACAAAGUUUCUGGCCCACCCUCCUCAUCAUGUGUGCCUGGGGAUCAUUAUUAGCGAGAAGGAAAAGAAGUCAAUUCUCGCAGCCAACCAUGAGAUGUACAUGAAGGGCGGACAAAUGGAGGAACUCUGGGAUUUGCUCUUAAUGCAGGAACCCUCAACUUUCCGUCAUGUCGACUUCUACGGCACAAUCCAGGAAGACACAUUUGAUUUUGCUCAAAUCACCAACAGGAUGAACCAUGGUCAGAAAGCGGCUUUUGCUGCAUUACGUGACAUGCGUGCCUUUGCUGUCGCACUCCACGGACCUCCUGGCACCGGAAAGACUUUCUGGGCCUCCAACGUCCUCAUUCCCCUUAUCCAGCAACCGAAUAAGGACACAGGGCAGCCUCACCUGAUUUACGCUAUGGCCGCAACCAAUGACCAAGUUGACAAGCUUGCGGAGGAGCUUCACAAAGUUCUGAACCAGAUCAGAAAGUCCCUCGUAGUCUUUGUAUGA
Penicillium brasilianum is the source of this 2010-nucleotide messenger RNA. NCBI's taxonomy places the organism in Eukaryota, Fungi, Ascomycota, Eurotiomycetes, Eurotiales, Aspergillaceae. The record is from the annotation of a GenBank genome assembly.